Molecule: messenger RNA, 2556 nt
Organism: Symbiodinium necroappetens
Lineage: Eukaryota; Dinophyceae; Suessiales; Symbiodiniaceae
Source: the annotation of a GenBank genome assembly
AUGGCUCCGCGGAAAGUCUCCGAAAAAACACGCCCUGAGGACCCACCCAAAAAGCGCCAAAAAGUCGGCUCAUCUGAGUCAUCCAAAGAAAACCAGGCCCUGGUAGCUGCCGAGCCGGGCCAGGAGGCGCUGGUGUCGCGAGGGGGCGGCCGCGGCUUGAAGGCCGUGCAGAAUGCUCGGGAGCAGUCGUCGACGGUUUCAGGCCCUGAUGGCACCCACACGGAGAGCAAGAAGUCCGUAAAGGAGCAGAGGCUUUUCCGAGCGCACAACAAUGCCCAUGUGGAAACCAAGGUGAUGUCUGAGCAGAAGCGAAAGACAACAAAGAAGGACGGCACUGUGGUCGUCACAGAGAGCAAGAGCAUCAGGUUUGCUAUCUCUGAGCAGCAGAGUUCCGCGGAAGCCGAGACCUGCAGUUCACUGACGGCGGUGUGGAGCCCGGCACAGGAGGGCCUGAUAAGGAUCUACUGGUCUGGGGAGAAGAAGGGGACGGGGAAGGCCUUGCCAAAGGACAUUGCGCAGUGCUUGUGUCCUCCGCCACCCUUGGCCGGAGCCGAGGUGACGCCGAAGCACCAGCGCGGUGCUGACGACGUCACGCCGGAGCGUGUGCUCCAGCGCAUCUCCGGUCUCAUGACCGAGAUGACCGCGAUGGAAACCUCACUGGAGAAUCUGCGUGAGCAGAUGGAAAAGGAGGAGGCACAAGAUCUUGACCUUGAGCCCUUGCUGGAGUUAGAAGAAGAGGACGAAGGAGCCGCGCUCGCGUCUGCGCAGCCGCCUUCCUGCAUCUUUAUCUUGGCUGGAAGCUCGCAAGGGGCGGCCGAGCAUACCGAUGCAAAGCCGCAGCCAGUGUUUGCACAUCUCAAGCGGUGCGUGCUUGUAAUUUGUUUGACCCGCACUCCUUUUCGCUGGAGGUUAAGAGCAGCUCAGCCGAUGUCUUGUGAUGCUCCGGACUAUCGACUUCCCAGCAAGGCCAAGAUGGCACGGCGCCGACGCCCGCAAAAAGAAGGUGCCCCCGAAAAGAGGAGGAGCCUUCUGAGGCAAAAACCUGCCUCCUUGGGUUUCCUGGCGCACGGUGGUCCCGGUGAGAGGCAAAUGAGAGAGCAAAUGCUCCAGAUGCGGGCAGAAGCAGCUGCUGCCGCAUCGGCGAGUCGACAGGCUCUUGCCCGAGGGCCUCGUCCCACACUGGAAGAAGAGGCGAGGCUUGAAGCCGGAAGCAUACAUGACUACACCAAGCAGGCAAUAGAGGAAGCGGGUGACUCCAGCACCGUCUCGUGCUGGAGCGGGGAUGACCGGUCCAGCGAAGUGGUUAUGGAGCAUGGGCAUGGCACAGAUGACGAUACUCUCGGCGUGAGCUCCCCCGUCUCCGAGUUCGACUUCGAGGCGACAUGCGUUGCGCAGCAUCCGUGGGAGGCAGGCGGCGCUGGGGUGGGAGUGCAGCGGAGAGGAAGCCAAUGGCCACUCCUAUCCGAACUUGAGAAGAUCGCGCAGCUUGCGCUGCACCGGCAUGACAUACAAAGUCGACCAGUGACGCUUCUCGGAGAGUCACCACAGUCACCACAGAUUUGCCUCACAGCACAGCUCCACCCGCGGCUGUUAGCUCUGAUAAAAGUCUGCUGUCGUGCUUUGCCUCCGGGCCCGAAAGGUUGCAACCAUGUCCUCCAACGUGAUGUCCGUUGCCGCAUUCCUCCACCUCCCCAUCCUCGGAGACCUUCGCCACCACCACCAGAUCACCACCCGGACUACUACCACUACCACUACCGGUGGUACUACUACCACUACUACCGGAUCUACUACCGCUUAGAUGUGGGAGCAAGAGCGUGGACUGGUCUUGGAGGAGGCAGUGGGUGCAUUCUGCACACUAGGGGCCGCCGUUGCAGCGACCGUCUGCGUGCGUCAGCCUCGACAGCCAUGUCCCUGGGCCACUUUGAAGCCUCACGCGAAGAGCUCGCUGGGCGCAUGGCCUCAAAGGAGGCAGGAGCCACGGAGCUUGGACGCCGACACAAGGUGCGGCUCGACCAGGGGAGUCGGGCCGAGGCCAAGCUUUUUGCCCUCCUCCAGCGCUUGUCGCCAUCGGAGCGGCAGUUCGCGCUGCAGAGCUUCAAUCAAGCUCAACGCCUGGCACUGGAGAGGUGGAUCUUGGCCAGGAGAGCCGGAGAAUCAUCGAGGGCCUCGCCAGCGAUGAGGAAUCGCAGCCCAGCAGGCCGUGCUUCAUGCCGCCCCUCCCAGAAGGGCAGGCAAGGCAAAUCUGGCAUGGCGGGGCUCCACCUCCACCGCCGGGGCCAGAAGCAGUACUACCGCGCAAGUGUCGUGGCUGGACCCUUUUGCUUGAAGACGGGUCUGACGCAGGGAGCCGACAAAGCACGUCGCUUCCUUGAGGCCUUGCUGCGGAUACGGGCUCGGGUUCUGGCAUCCUCGCUCCAGGAGCCCGCUUGCACGGAGCAAGGCCUGGAAGCCCUGGAGGUCGCCUUCCGGAGUGCCAUCCAGGAGGAAAUCACUGGCCUCGGCUCGGGAAGGCUCUAUUUCUAUGCCAACAUUCCGGCCAGCUACUGGGUUGGCCAG